GCUUACCUGAAGCCCUUGUUUCAGGCGACGAAGGAGUGUUUUGAGAUCAGUGAGCGUGUGGAAGCACUGGAUAAUAAACUGGACGCCGCGAAUGAGAUUCUCUCCAUGCUGGCUGAGGAGUUCUCCCAGCGUCAUGGGGCCCGACUUGAGUGGAUCGUUAUUUGGCUUGUACUUGCAGAGGUUCUCAUUGGUAUUCUGGAGUUGCUGAUUGACCUAAAGCCAUGGUUCUAUCGAAGGCUGUAG
Trypanosoma cruzi is the source of this 243-nucleotide messenger RNA. RefSeq lists its product as uncharacterized. Lineage: Eukaryota; Euglenozoa; Kinetoplastea; Trypanosomatida; Trypanosomatidae. The transcript has a single exon. The annotation marks the transcript as partial. The record is from RefSeq and is a predicted model, not a curated record.